Morus notabilis is the source of this 1968-nucleotide messenger RNA. RefSeq lists its product as uncharacterized. The coding region runs from base 489 to 1700 and encodes 403 amino acids. The transcript has 15 exons. NCBI's taxonomy places the organism in Eukaryota, Viridiplantae, Streptophyta, Magnoliopsida, Rosales, Moraceae. The record is from RefSeq and is a predicted model, not a curated record.
AAUUCCUUUUUUUUUGUUUUUGUUUUUUGUUUUUUGUUUUGUUUUUGGUAGAUCAAUCGAAUUCAAUUUUCCUCUUAUAACGUGGCUCAAAUAAUUCCGUGAAAAAUUCAAAUCUAAAAUUUAAAAAAAAAACUUGCUUUGAACCUCGUUCCUGAGCUUCACGAGAAAUUCGGACUCCUUCUUCCUCGGAAAAUCCAAACAUUUUCUUGGAAAAUUUUUCCUCCCAUUUUCUUCGUUCCGUGUAUUUUCUUCUUUCGAUUUCCUCAGAGAAACCGAGCCUAAGAAGCCCCUGAAGUACCAGCUGAACUACCGUUUUUGGUUCUCUUCGAUCGUGAUUCAGAGAGUUGGUUUUUCUUGCAAUGAGGAUAAAUUGUUCGAUUCUGGAGCAUUAAGGAGCUACAAGUUUUGAUGAGUACAACAAGCAGCUAUUGCUUUCUGGGACCUGAACAGCAUACUUGUGAUCGUGGAGUUGAAAGACAUUGACCAAUAUGGGGAAUCCAUUAAGAGGUGGAAGUAUACGAAAACCUAAUGAGACAAUGAGGCUACUGGUAACAACUUUCAUUGGAGUUGUAUUUGGCUUCUUUUUAGGGGUGUCAUUUCCAACACUCUCAUUAACUAAGAUGAGCCUCCCAUCCAGCCUCUUUCCUUCUAUUGAUCUCACAUAUAUUGAGGACAAGUACUCGGGGCUUUCAACCCAUGCUCUUCUCGAUGCUUUCUCCUCUUUGAGGGGUAUUAAACGUACUCCCACUCAAGUAUACUCAUACAAUGAGACAGAGAUUUGGGUUCCAACAAACCCUCGAGGAGCUGAAAGACUACCCCCUGGCAUAAUUGCAUCAGAAUCAGAUUUUUAUCUUCGCCGAUUGUGGGGUCUUCCCAGUGAAGACUUAACCAGCAAACCAAGAUACCUUGUAACUUUCACUGUUGGCUAUGAUCAGAAGAAAAAUAUUGACGCUGCAGUUAAAAAGUUUUCAGAGAAUUUCACCAUCGUCUUGUUUCACUAUGAUGGUCAAACAAGCGAAUGGGAAGACUUUGAGUGGUCAAAGCGGGCUAUCCAUGUGAGCGUUCAGAAGCAAACUAAAUGGUGGUAUGCCAAACGAUUUUUGCAUCCUGACAUCGUGGCACAUUAUGAAUACAUCUUUAUGUGGGAUGAGGAUCUUGGUGUGGAGCACUUCAAUGCAGAGGAAUACAUAAAACUGGUAAGGAAACAUGGUUUGGAGAUUUCACAGCCUGGUCUGGAACCAAAUAAAGGGUUAACAUGGCAGAUGACAAAGCGAAGAGGUGAUAGCGAAGUCCACAAGGACACGGAGGAGAAACCUGGUUGGUGUACUGAUCCACAUUUGCCACCGUGUGCAGCAUUUGUCGAGAUUAUGGCAACUGUGUUUUCUCGUGACGCAUGGCGUUGCGUUUGGCAUAUGAUUCAGAAUGACCUGGUUCAUGGAUGGGGUUUGGACUUUGCACUUCGAAAAUGUGUCGAGCCUGCUCACGAGAAGAUAGGAGUUGUAGACGCACAGUGGAUUGUUCAUCAAGGUGUUCCUUCACUUGGGAACCAAGGGAAAGCUGAAUCUGGGAAAGCACCAUGGGAAGGGGUGAGGGAGAGGUGUAGAAGAGAAUGGACAAUGUUUCAAGAUAGGAUGACUAGCGCAGAGAAAGCUUAUUUUGAGGCCAUGGGAAUUGACCCCCCAAAUUCAACUGCUCGUUAAGGUUAAGGGGUUGAAUCAAAAUCACAUUCAUGCAAAAUCGGAAUACUUAGAACUACCUUUUACCAUCCCAUUGUACUCAAAACAAAUCAGUUGUCUAUAUGUGGAGUGUUUUAGCAGUAACUGAGUUUUCUUUCUGGAUUUUUUUUUUCCUCUCCAGGAAAUCUUGUAUGCCCUUUUUUUUUGUUGUAUAUGUAUUAAACGGUAAAGGUUUGGACCUUUUUACUGGUCUAAAUUUUGUUUUCUUUUAAUUCAUGUACUUUUUUAGUAA